This is a messenger RNA of Chrysochloris asiatica (Cape golden mole), 1395 nucleotides long. RefSeq names its product sushi-repeat containing protein, X-linked 2 (gene SRPX2). The transcript is spliced from 10 exons. Bases 1 to 1395 code for a protein of 464 amino acids. Lineage: Eukaryota; Metazoa; Chordata; Mammalia; Afrosoricida; Chrysochloridae. The record is from RefSeq and is a predicted model, not a curated record.
AUGGUCUGUCAACUAAUUCAAGGAGUAUUCUCUCUGCUGCUCUUCCUAACUCCAGCAGUAACAGCAACAUGGUAUGCAGGUUCAGGUUACUAUCCAGAUGAAAACUACAAUGAAGUAUAUGCUGAAGAGGUCCCACGGGCUCCUGCCCUAGACUACCGAGUCCCCCGAUGGUGUUAUACAUUAAAUAUCCAGGAUGGAGAAGUGGCAUGCUACUCACCAAGGGGAGGAAAUUAUCACAGCAGCCUGGGCACUCGUUGUGAACUCGCUUGUGACCGAGGUUUUCGAUUGAUUGGACGGAGGUCAGUACAAUGCCUCCCAAGCCGCCGGUGGUCUGGAACUGGAUACUGCAGGCAGAUGAGAUGCCACACAUUGCCAUUCAUCACUAGUGGCACCUACACGUGCACAAAUGGGGUGCUUCUUGACUCCCGCUGUGACUACAGCUGUUCCAGUGGCUACCACCUGGAAGGUGACCGCAGCCGCAUCUGCAUGGAAGAUGGGCAAUGGAGUGGAGGCGAGCCUGUAUGUGUAGACAUAGAUCCCCCCAAGAUCCGUUGUCCCCAUUCACGUGAGAAGAUGGCAGAGCCAGAGAAGUUGACUGCUCGAGUAUACUGGGACCCACCAUUGGUAAAAGAUUCUGCUGAUGGUACGAUCACCAGGGUGACACUUCGGGGCCCUGAGCCUGGCUCUCAUUUUCCUGAAGGAGAGCAUGUGAUUCGUUACACUGCCUAUGACAGAGCCUACAAUCGAGCCAGCUGCAAGUUCAUUGUGAAAGUCCAAGUGAGACGCUGCCCAACUCUGAAACCACCACAGCAUGGCUACCUCUCCUGCACUUCAGCAGGGGAUAACUAUGGUGCCACCUGUGAAUACUACUGUGAUGGUGGUUAUGAGCGCCAAGGGACCCCCUCCCGGGUCUGCCAGUCCAGCCGUCAGUGGUCAGGAUCACCACCCAUCUGUAUUCCUAUGAAGAUUAAUGUUAAUGUUAACUCAGCGGCUGGCCUUCUGGAUCAAUUCUUUGAGAAACGGCGACUCCUCAUUAUCUCAGCUCCUGAUUCUUCCAACCGAUAUUAUAAAAUGCAGAUCUCUAUGCUACAGCAAUCCACCUGUGGGCUAGACCUGCGUCAUGUGACCAUCAUCGAGCUGGUGGGGCAGCCACCUCAGGAGGUGGGGCGAAUCCGGGAGCAGCAGCUGUCAGCCAACAUCAUUGAGGAGCUCAGGCAAUUUCAGCACCUGACCCGCUCCUACUUCAACAUGGUAUUGAUUGACAAGCAGGGUGUAGACCGUGAACGCUACAUGGAACCUGUCACUCCUGAGGAAAUAUUCACCUUUGUUGAUGACUACUUAUUGAGCAAUCAGGAGCUGGCCCAACGCAGGGAACAAAGGGAUGUAUGCGAGUGA